Molecule: messenger RNA, 2360 nt
Organism: Cornus florida
Lineage: Eukaryota; Viridiplantae; Streptophyta; Magnoliopsida; Cornales; Cornaceae
Product: heat shock cognate 70 kDa protein 2-like
Exons: 2
Coding region: 260-2209 (649 amino acids)
Biological process (GO): protein refolding; cellular response to unfolded protein
Cellular component (GO): cytoplasm
Molecular function (GO): ATP hydrolysis activity; heat shock protein binding; misfolded protein binding
Source: RefSeq, a predicted model, not a curated record
AACAAAAGUACUGCAAGGAAAGUAGUUUCCAAAUCGACCACGUUACCGACAGUCCAAUCAGAUGGCUAAAAGGAAAGGGCAGAAUCUUCUAGAACCCUUAAACAACCUAUAUAAUAACAUCGAAGCUUCACUCCAUUCAAUAUUUCCUAAACAAUCGCAAACCCUAAUCAGCUACUCUUUCUCUCUCGAUUUUACCUAAGUUUAGUUCCCUAAGUCUCUAGAUCUUGCUCGAUUCUGCGUUAUUGUUCCAAAUCAAUCAAUGGCAGGAAAAGGAGAAGGUCCGGCGAUCGGAAUCGAUUUGGGGACGACGUACUCGUGCGUCGGAGUGUGGCAACACGACCGCGUUGAAAUCAUUGCCAAUGACCAGGGUAACAGAACGACGCCGUCCUAUGUCGCCUUCACCGACACAGAGCGCCUCAUCGGCGAUGCUGCCAAGAACCAGGUCGCCAUGAACCCUAUCAACACCGUCUUCGAUGCGAAGCGAUUGAUUGGUAGGAGGUUUACUGAUGCAUCAGUUCAGGCUGAUAUGAAGCACUGGCCAUUUAAGGUUGUUCCUGGUCCCGGUGAUAAGCCAAUGAUUGUUGUAAACCACAAGGGUGAGGAGAAACAGUUCUCUGCUGAGGAGAUUUCAUCCAUGGUUCUCAUUAAGAUGCGUGAGAUUGCAGAGGCGUAUCUCGGCUCCACGAUUAAGAAUGCAGUUGUCACUGUCCCUGCUUAUUUCAAUGAUUCCCAACGUCAGGCCACCAAGGAUGCUGGAGUCAUUGCCGGCCUCAAUGUCAUGCGCAUCAUUAAUGAGCCAACCGCUGCAGCCAUUGCAUAUGGUCUUGACAAGAAAGCUACAAGUGUUGGUGAGAAGAAUGUGCUUAUCUUUGACCUCGGUGGUGGCACUUUCGAUGUAUCUCUUCUCACCAUUGAGGAGGGUAUCUUUGAAGUGAAGGCCACCGCUGGUGACACUCACCUUGGAGGGGAAGACUUCGAUAACCGUAUGGUGAACCAUUUUGCUCAGGAAUUCAAGAGAAAGCACAAGAAGGACAUCAGUGGAAGCCCCAGAGCUCUUAGGAGGUUGAGAACUGCUUGUGAGAGGGCAAAGAGGACUCUUUCCUCGACUGCCCAAACAACCAUUGAGAUUGAUUCAUUGUACGAGGGAGUUGAUUUCUACACAACCAUUACUCGUGCCAGAUUUGAGGAGCUAAACAUGGAUCUCUUUAGAAAGUGUAUGGAUCCUGUUGAAAAGUGUUUGAGGGAUGCCAAGAUGGACAAGAGCAGCGUCCACGAUGUAGUCCUUGUCGGUGGAUCUACUAGAAUUCCAAAGGUGCAGCAGCUAUUGCAGGAUUUCUUCAACGGGAAGGAGUUGUGUAAGAGCAUUAACCCAGAUGAGGCUGUUGCUUAUGGUGCCGCUGUGCAAGCUGCAAUCUUGAGUGGUGAAGGCAAUGAGAAGGUUCAGGACCUGUUGCUGUUGGAUGUUACCCCUCUAUCCCUUGGUUUGGAAACUGCUGGAGGAGUCAUGACUGUUUUGAUUCCGAGAAACACUACAAUUCCUACCAAGAAGGAGCAGGUGUUCUCUACCUACUCUGAUAACCAACCUGGUGUGCUGAUUCAAGUGUACGAGGGUGAGAGGGCAAGAACAAGAGACAACAACUUGUUGGGCAAAUUCGAGCUCUCUGGCAUUCCUCCUGCUCCUAGAGGUGUUCCGCAAAUCACCGUUUGCUUUGACAUUGAUGCCAAUGGUAUCUUGAAUGUAUCAGCUGAGGACAAAACCACUGGUCAAAAGAACAAGAUCACUAUCACUAAUGACAAGGGGAGGUUGUCCAAGGAAGAGAUUGAGAAGAUGGUUCAGGAAGCUGAGAAGUACAAGUCCGAAGAUGAGGAGCACAAGAAAAAGGUUGAGGCGAAGAAUGCUUUGGAGAAUUAUGCCUAUAACAUGAGGAACACUGUGAAGGAUGAAAAGAUCAGUUCUAAUCUCUCACCGGAUGACAAGAAGAAAAUCGAGGAUGCUAUUGAUGAGGCCAUUCAAUGGUUGGAAGGAAACCAGCUUGCAGAGGCAGAUGAGUUUGAGGACAAGAUGAAGGAGCUUGAGAGCAUCUGCAACCCCAUCAUUGCCAAGAUGUAUCAGGGUGGCGCUGGACCUGACAUGGCUGGUGGCAUGGCUGAAGAUGGACCCUCUGCCGGUGGAAGUGGUGCAGGCCCUAAGAUUGAGGAGGUUGAUUAAGAAGUACUAAGUUUUUUUUUUUUUUUACUAGGAGAUUUUACUUGGGUAUAUUUAUUUUGUUUGAUGUUUGGGCAAGUGGCAGUUAGAGGAUAUAUUAUCUGGUUGAUGAAUCUAUUUCAAUGGCAACAAGUUUUUUCAUAAUAUUUUGUUA